Messenger RNA from Neolamprologus brichardi, 4074 nucleotides. The record is from RefSeq and is a predicted model, not a curated record. NCBI's taxonomy places the organism in Eukaryota, Metazoa, Chordata, Actinopteri, Cichliformes, Cichlidae.
AUGUCUGAGGACAGGUUUUUGGGCACCCACAUCGCCGCUGAUCUCACCUGGACCCACAGCACCAUCGCCCUGGUAAAGAAAGCCCAGCAGUGGCUGCACUUCCUCCGUGUGCAGAAGCUGCUGCUGGCCUUCUACCACUCCUCAGUGGAGAGCAUGCUCUCUUACUGUCUGGAUGUCGGUAAACUACUGAUGGAGAAUGCUCAGCUGGCUUUAGAGUCUGACAGCAUGAAGUCCAGAGCGGCUGCCAUCCAGGCCAGGUGCGAGACCGAAGAGAGGAACACCAGGCGUCUGGAGGAAGAGGUGGCUCUGCUCAGGGAGACCAAGAGGACGGCAGAUCACAGCAGCAUGAUACUGCAUGCAGAGGUUCACCGCUCCAUGACAGAGCUGCAGGAGAUGCACCGGGAAUUUGAGGCAGCCCGGGCUCUGCAGCUGCAGCGGGCCAGCUCCUGUGAUGCUCUGUUAGCGACGGCCACGGCAGCAGCAGCAGCAGCAGGAGGGGAGGAGGAGGAUGGCACAGGGAUGGAGCUCACCCAGCUCCUCGACCGAAUCAGAGCGCAGUGCGAACAGAGCAGACUCCCCAGCCCGGGGGAGAGACACCUCGGCCUGGGCGCCAUCUCAAAUCCAGCCCCCGGCUUGGUCGGGCCUCCUCAUGCUGGAGCUGGAGCAGCAGCAGCAUCCAGAACACACAGAGGAGCCCUCAGCGAGGAGGAGGCAGCGUGGGCGCAGGUGAGCCUCGGCGGCUCCGCCCUGAGGGAGGCACGGGCCGAGCUAGCCGAGGCCAGGAAGCAGUGGCACUCGCUGCAAGUGGAGAUUGAGACCCUACAUGCUUUGAGCUGCUUUCAUAAACAUUGUAACAUUACUGUGGAUAUGAACGCAGAGCGGAGAGCUAACGACCAGCAGUCUGGAUACAACCAUAGAUACAUGGGUCGUACUGCACAGCCGAUGGUUCUGCGGCCAUGGAGGUCUUCAGUCGUGGAGCCAAAGGAGAACGGACUUGAAAAUGGCUUCAGUGACCUCGCCGUUACUCCCGACGAACCCAAGUCAGAGCCCCUCCCUGACAUACCUUCACUCCUCCCAACAGAAAAUGGGCUGAAGAAAAGCAUACUGUACAGACAGCGAAGCCUGGUGAUACUCACAGAGCCAGAACUAGAUAAGGACUUGCCAAUCUCCACUGUGAAGACUCAGGAGAUUCUUCAAGGCAAUGUGGUGCAAGAAAGCGCGGAGGGUCACGGCACCAUUGAGACAGAGAAGAUUGAUAAGGUGAUAAAGCAGUGGGAGGGCUCCUUCUUCAGGGGGAAUCCCAAGCUGAGGAAGAAGUCCGUGUCGCUGCGCUUCGACCUGCACAUGGCCGCAGCGGACGAGGGGUGCGCCCAAACUAAACAGGACAGCCUCCCCGACGUGGAGGUGCGUCUCAUCAUGAAGAGAUCCCGCAGCAUCCCGACCAUCACGCAGUAACUCGGUCACCGUCGGGCCCGAGCUGACACCGGUUUGCGGUAACAGAAAUAACAUUUGGGCACGUUACCACCCGUCACCAUCGUGCUUAAUCUGAAUUUUAGCUGAUGAGCUCCCAUCAGAUCUCAUCUUUGACAGGAUGAUCAUUAACCAUCAGGCUUUUGUGGUGACCAUUUUUAUAGUGUCAGAAAGACUUACAGUCAUUACUUCACAGAGGAUAAGUAUUUAAUAUGUAAAACAUAUUUCUGCGUCAUCAUUUUAGAUGAAGAAAAGUUUGUUUCUGUUAGGUUUCACUGGAUUAAAGACAUCAUAACAAUGACUCUGCUUAACUACAGCAUUUAACCCUGAUUAGCACCUGGUACAGGAAGCUGAGAGCACAGGUAGACUUGGAUGGAUGGAGACACAGCACUGAGAGCUGCUGUGAACUACCUAAGAGUGGAUUUUCAUGUUUUGGUAGAUUUUCUGUGAGGGGCUGUAUGAAAAUUACAAAGUUUUGUUUUUUAUUUGUUUUGUUUUUUUGUAGGAAUGACAUAUAAAAUUUGUCAAUGUCGCAGAAUCGUUCCACUCUGCAUCUCAGAGCAGAGCAAAACGUGUGUAAAAACAUCAAUAAAUAGAUCAGAAUUGGAAAAUUGAUGGAAGAAUUUGGGAAAUUUGCCAUUUUCCCUUUUGAUAUGUGCAUCGGUGACCACGUGGAAGUUAUUUUCCCAUCAGAUCAUUAACAUUUAAUUUAGAAGUGUUAGUCUUUAAUCCUUCCACAGGUUUCUGCACUGGGAGAAAAUUUUAUCUGUUACAAAAGUGCAAUUUGCACCAUUUUUCAAAAAAACUUGACCAAAGAAGCCGCCUGAUAUUAUUCUGACUGAAAUAAAAAUGCAAUCAAAGUGUAAUUUAAAGAGCACCUUUAUAAAUAGAGUUUACAAAGUGCAAAAGAAAAACUCUGAGAAGGAAAACUUCUACUGAAAGUCACAUGAUGGACGAAAGAAUCACUGUGAUGGCUUUCAAAUGUUUCUCCUGCAUUAGGUACCAAUUAGUUUAACCUGUGGCCUAAUCAGACUUUUAGGAGGGCCAUCUGAGAGCUAAACCUACGUCUAUUAACCAGCUGAUAUUCGUUAACACUGGAUGGUUAGUAGAUGGACAUCCAGUCCCAUCAGGUAACCUUUAACCGUGCAGCACACUUGGAAAAAACAGAAGUUGACCCAAAGGUGUGAAGACCAAAUGAACAGCCCAGUUCUUUAUGGGCGGUCCCAAAGUGCUUUUAUUUAUUCUGUGUGUAAAAAUGGAUGCGUUAGUGGCAGUACUGAGCAGGAAGUGCACGUGAUCAGGUGAGAAAUCAAAAGGUAGCGAAUAAAACAGCGACAGGAAAAAUAUAAAAAUCAAAAUUAAUAACAAAUACUAAUGAUGAAUUUAAAAAGUGAGUUUAAAAAAUAAUAAGAGAUCAUCAAAUAGAACCGAUUUAACAAUUGUUGGACAUAUCAGACGGGUCCAGACUGUGGGGGGCAAAAACAGAAAGACCAGGUCACCUUUGGGUUUCAGGUGAGAGGAGUCUGUAGUGAGGAUGACUCUGAGGUGAAAGAGAACAGAUGGAAACAGAAUGUUUGGGAUUCCAGCACUGAGACGGGGGUCAAAAAAGCUUGUUUGCAAAUGUGCCACGAUUCAGGAGGUCAUCCUGAAAGGCGGAGUCCUGCACAGAUCACAGAUUGAUUUUUAAAAAUUAAUUUAAAAAUGUAAAUAGAAAAAAAAAGGUUGAUGGAAAAAUCAUUCUAACUAAUCUAAUAGAUCUAUAUACAUUUUUAAAUGACAUCCUUUAUUUAUCCCAAUAAAAGACAGUAACAUCUCUUUUUCAAAACAGCAGCAGAUACUUUAACAACACAGUCCAAACAAGUUCACGCAACUACAGAUCACGCGCAACAGCAGGUCACAUUUUAGUGCAACUUACUUCAAUUUCCACAUUAUAACCAUCUCUGACGAUUUCAGGUACAUGUAACAUCAAAUGUGCAGAUGAGUGUCUUAAACUUUGCUUUUAAAGCAAAGCUUUGCUCCGUGUCCGCUAAUUUUCAUACAGUCCCUUCCUGCUUUGCACUGCAGACACUCACAGCACUGAAAGAAGAGUUUGUUUUACUCUGAGGGUCUUUUGUCAUUGCGGUUAAUCCUCUGUGUGGGGAUUUAAAAUAAAUACAAUAAUAUAUAUUGCUAUGGCGUUAUUGUGUGAUACUCACUGUGAACUAAACAGCAGUGAGAAUUUCGAUUCCCCGUCUUAACCAGAGGAGGGCAGUGUUUGUAAAUAGUUACCACUGCAGUGUGUUCUCAGUGCUCCACUCGGUCCUGUAACAUGUCCUGUUGCACCUUAGACUCAAGUUUUUAUGCUUUCUUUUGAGUUGGCACCAAAGAUAAAUAAAUAUAUAUAUAAAAGAAGCGGACCGCUGAGCUUUGCAUUUGGGUCCCUUAAAAUAUGUUGAGAAUAUUUAAAAAAAAUUACCUAUGCAGUUCUGUACUUGGUUUUGCUUUGCUUCAGGAAGCACACUCUUCAUUUUGAGAGCUCAGAAUGAAGCAUUAUGCUUUUAUCUAAAGAUUUAUCAUUUCAAAUAAAACAGAGAAAUAUGUGCAGACUGUUGUGUUUUCUGUCAC